UGAUAUCAUUUUGUUUUGACAUGUUCCUCUUUAAAGAAAGAAAUGAAUAGCUGACAAUUACAGAUGGCUUUUACUAACACCUGAAUACUUCACCUGAAACUUUCCAAUCCAUCUCUUUCACAUCUUAUCACCAUUGCUUCACCUCCGAUUCCUAAUCUUGAGAUUCUAUCUCUUCUUCUCUCUCUUAGACAAACCAACAAGACUUGUAUUUCUUACCUUCGUGGGUUUAUAUAUUUUUCAAAUCUUGAGAUGUCUUACAGUGAUCCAAACCAAAACCCAAUUCCAGAAACGACUAAUGACACGAACUCGACUGAAGCCGUGCAACAAUUCAAACUGUACCACGCUCUCAUCUUCUCCAUUCCCAUUUGUUUCACAUUUAUCGUCCUCUUUGUCUUCUACGUCAUUUAUCUACGUCGACGAAGCAGCAGCGUCGACUGGUCUUCUCUUGGAAUGCGUGGCGGUGGUAGCUUUGUUUCCACCAACAAUCUCUCAAAGGCUGAAUUAGGGCUGAGCAAAGAAUUGAGAGAGAUGCUUCCCAUUGUCAUCUUCAAAGAGAGUUACUCAAUCAAUGACUCACAAUGUUCAGUGUGUCUUGGGGACUACCAGGCAAAUGAGAAGCUUCAACAAAUUCCACCAUGUGGGCACACUUUUCACAUGGACUGUAUUGAUCUUUGGCUCACUUUGCACACAACUUGCCCUCUUUGCCGUCUCUCUCUUAUCCCAAAAUCUUCUCUAGACAGGUCCCAGCAGAACCUAGAGACUGUCUCCUCCAUCAGUAACUCUGAUGGAGGAGGAGCUUCAGCUCAACCAGAGUCCCAGUUAGUAGGCGAAAUAGUAAGUCACAUCGAUGAUGGCCAAGAAGGUGACAACGAUUGUACAUAGGUUUCCGCAGAAGCAGAAGAGAAUGACCAAACCAGCACAGGGAGAUCUGAUGCUUGUUGUAACUGCAUACUUGGUUUAAAAGCACAAAAACGUUGCCUUUUGAUUAUGUUUUGGUACAUUAUAAACGGGACUAUAUGUUGUUUUUCUUGAAUCUGUGACUUGUAACCUCGUGGAAGUGAAGUGAGAACAUGAUUCAUCGAAAAAUGGUGACUUUUUGAUGCAA
Messenger RNA from Brassica napus (rape), 1105 nucleotides. Its product is annotated as RING-H2 finger protein ATL7. NCBI's taxonomy places the organism in Eukaryota, Viridiplantae, Streptophyta, Magnoliopsida, Brassicales, Brassicaceae. The transcript has 3 exons. The record is from RefSeq and is a predicted model, not a curated record. The coding region runs from base 250 to 882 and encodes 210 amino acids.